Messenger RNA from Oryzias melastigma (Indian medaka), 1228 nucleotides. Its product is annotated as protein rapunzel. The record is from RefSeq and is a predicted model, not a curated record. The transcript is spliced from 2 exons. NCBI's taxonomy places the organism in Eukaryota, Metazoa, Chordata, Actinopteri, Beloniformes, Adrianichthyidae. Bases 58 to 732 code for a protein of 224 amino acids.
GGAACUAGCUGAUUGUAGAGGAAGGUGAAGCAGGUCCUGUCGCAGAGCAGAAGAAUCAUGGAAGUGGACAAAGAAAGAAUCCAGCAGUAUGCCAUCACGAGCCUGAAAAUUGUACAAGCCGUUGUUAAUUCAGCAGCAACAGUUUUCCCAUGUCUCAGUCUUGCCAGUUCCUUUAUUGGGGUGCUUAUAAAUAUUGGCGACAAUAAUGACGACAGCAUAGAGGAGCUAAGGAAGGAGUUCCAGAAGAUCGACAAUGGCUUUGAUGAGCUCACAAAAGAAAUCAACGAGGUGAUAAAUAACAUCAAGUUAGAGACAAUGCAAACACAAUUCGCACCACUGGAGAAGAACCUGGAACGCCAGCACAAAGAGUACAUGAAGGUGAUCAACGCCCCACCAGAGGAGAUGAGUCAUAGAUUUGAUAAGUUUGAAAAGGUCUACCAGGAGACAGAACGUGAUGGUAAUCUUUGGACCCUGUAUGAAAGCAUGAUAGGUGUGAGCUCGAUGUCCACCGAUCCCAUCCUGAAGGUGUUCAAGGAGGGCUUAGACAACAAGCGCGACGCCAUGACCAAGGUCUGCGACCACCUGGUAUACCUGCUCAGCAUCGGCUGCAUCACCAUGCUGGCCAAUGCUAUGCGCUGCGGCGGUAACAUGGAAGCACUGGAGCAGGAAUGGGAGGAGAAGAUGAAGCGUGUGUUUGAGGAGAUAGAGAAAACUCUGAAAGAUUGCCAAUAAAGAUCUUCAUGUUGGAGCCUCUGUGCACACUUGUUGGGCAUCCCUGUUCAUAUUGUCUCAUUCCUUCUAUUCAGCAAUGCCCCUGUGAGUCAGUUUUAUUACGUGGUUCUGUCUUUAAUAGUUUAAAUAAGAGUUUUUAGGGUUUUUUUCAUCACAUUAUUAAUGAUGAUCUUUUUUUUUUUUGUUUGGUGGCAAAUUUGAUGUUUUGUAUGUUUUCUGCUUCAUGAACAUCUAUUCGUGUCUGGACAGAUGCUUUGGUCUUUAUGUUGCACUUUGUUGUAGAAAUAAUUUGGGAAAAUCUUUGGCGGUCUUGCUUGGUUCUAUACAUGCUGCUGCAAAUGAACAAGAAAACAAUGAACUGGUUUGAAGUGUUUUGUUGUUUUAGACACUGAGUUUCAGUUACUGACUAGAACAAUGUUGAAGCUGUUCUUCUGGGAACUGAAAGCACACAUGCUUGUUUUUAAUUUUUCAAAAUAUUUCUUUCAUUUUGUUAUUG